Molecule: messenger RNA, 822 nt
Organism: Cladophialophora psammophila CBS 110553
Lineage: Eukaryota; Fungi; Ascomycota; Eurotiomycetes; Chaetothyriales; Herpotrichiellaceae
Product: proteasome component PRE6
Exons: 4
Coding region: 1-822 (273 amino acids)
Biological process (GO): ubiquitin-dependent protein catabolic process
Cellular component (GO): proteasome core complex; nucleus; proteasome core complex, alpha-subunit complex
Source: RefSeq, a predicted model, not a curated record
AUGGCUUCAGGCUACGAUCGUGCUCUUUCCGUCUUCAGCCCUGAUGGUCAUGUGUUUCAAGUCGAAUAUGCUCUGGAAGCAGUCAAGCGAGGAACCUGCGCAGUUGGAGUCAAAGGCAAAGACAUCGUCGUGCUAGGCUGCGAAAAGAGAUCAGCUAUGAAGCUGCAAGACACACGAAUCACACCCUCCAAGAUUGGCCUCAUCGACACCCAUGUCUGCCUUGCUUUUGCCGGCCUCAACGCCGACGCCCGGAUAUUAAUCGACAAAGCCAGAGUCGAGGCGCAGUCACACAGACUUACAGUGGAGGAUCCCGUUACUAUUGAAUACAUUACGAAAUAUGUGGCUGGUGUGCAACAAAGAUUUACUCAGAGUGGUGGUGUCAGACCGUUCGGCAUCAGUACGCUGAUCAUCGGGUUCGACAAGGGUGAAAAAGAACCUAAGUUGUAUCAAACAGAGCCCUCUGGCAUCUAUUCUGCUUGGAAAGCGAACGCCAUUGGUCGGUCAAGCAAAACCGUACGAGAAUUCCUCGAGCGAAACCACAAAGACGACAUGGACCGCGAGGCGACCAUCUCUCUGACUGUCAAGUCCCUUCUUGAAGUUGUCCAAACAGGCGCAAAGAACAUUGAAAUUGCCAUCAUGGCCCCUGGAAAGACGAUCGAGAUGCUUCCAUCUGAACAGAUCGAACAGUAUGUUAAGACUAUCGAGGCGGAGAAGCAAGAAGAGCAGGCAAAAAAGAAACCCGGAACGAGGGCGGCUGGCUCGGCCACCUCGUCUCUCCCGACUCGGCCGCUAGCUGAGGGUGAGGGUGGAGGAGACGAAUAA